This is a messenger RNA of Eutrema salsugineum, 2466 nucleotides long. Its product is annotated as probable galacturonosyltransferase 14. The record is from RefSeq and is a predicted model, not a curated record. The coding region runs from base 465 to 2063 and encodes 532 amino acids. Gene Ontology annotation, molecular function: polygalacturonate 4-alpha-galacturonosyltransferase activity. Lineage: Eukaryota; Viridiplantae; Streptophyta; Magnoliopsida; Brassicales; Brassicaceae. The transcript is spliced from 6 exons.
GCUCGAUAUUCCUCUCAUUUGUUUCUAUUUUUUUCUUUCUCUUAUUUUUCAUUUUUUCAUCUUCUUCUUCCUCAGCUCUUUGAUUUUGAAUCUUGAUCUGUGAGAAGACUCUUCAACGUCAGCUUAAAACGUGAAUUUGUGGCAAAACCUCUCGUGUUCAAUUUGAUUGAAGCAAUCUCCAGAGGAGGAGGCGGGAAUCUCAAAUUUUGGAUCUUCCAGUGGCGGUCGGAAAUCCAAUGCGGUCUGCGAGAAGACCACAAGGAAGAAGAAUAGCGAUUAGGAACGAAACAGAGACGGAUUUGGGAGAGACGCAGGACUCUAGAUCGAGAAUCGGGAGGAAAUUGGGAUCGGAGAGGCGGAAUCUGAUCGGAUCUGAUGUUGGGUUUGGGAUUGCGUCCGGCGUCAGGAAUUAGGGUUUUGGAUUCGGUUUCUGUUGUCACUGUGGUGGUGCUGCACGACCAAGGAUGCAGCUUCACAUAUCGCCUAGCAUGAGAAGCAUCACGAUUUCGAGCAGCAAUGAGUUUAUUGACUUGAUGAAGAUCAAGGUCGCAGCUCGUCACAUCUCUUACCGAACUCUCUUCCACACCAUCUUAAUCCUCGCCUUCUUGUUGCCUUUUGUCUUCAUCCUAACCGCUGUUGUUACCCUCGAAGGUGUCAACAAGUGCUCCUCCAUUGAUUGUUUAGGGAGGCGGUUAGGUCCACGUCUUCUUGGUAGGGUAGAUGAUUCGGAGAGAAUAGCUAGAGACUUUUACAGAAUUCUAAACGAAGUAAGCACUCAAGAAAUUCCAGAUGGUUUGAAGCUUCCGGAUUCUUAUAAUCAACUUGUUUCGGAUAUGAAGAAUAACCACUAUGAUGCAAAAACAUUUGCUAUUGUGCUGCGAGCCAUGAUGGAGAAGCUCGAACGGGAUAUUAGGGAAUCUAAAUUUUCAGAACUUAUGAACAAGCACUUUGCAGCAAGUUCUAUUCCCAAAGGCAUUCAUUGUCUCUCUCUAAGACUGACAGAUGAAUAUUCCUCCAAUGCUCAUGCUCGUAGACAGCUUCCUUCACCAGAGUUUCUCCCUGUUCUUUCAGAUAAUGCAUACCACCAUUUUAUUCUGUCCACGGACAAUAUACUGGCAGCAUCAGUUGUGGUCUCAUCCGCUGUGCAGUCAUCUUCAAAACCCGAGAAAAUUGUCUUUCACAUCAUCACAGACAAGAAAACCUACGCGGGUAUGCAUUCAUGGUUUGCGCUCAAUUCUGUAGCACCUGCUAUUGUGGAAGUUAAAGGUGUUCAUCAGUUUGACUGGUUGACGAGAGAGAAUGUUCCGGUUUUGGAAGCUGUGGAAAGCCAUAAUGGUGUCAGGAACUAUUACCACGGGAAUCAUGUCGCUGGGGCAAACCUCACUGAAACAACUCCUCGAACCUUUGCUUCAAAAUUGCAGUCUAGAAGUCCAAAAUACAUUUCUUUGCUCAACCAUCUUAGAAUAUAUAUACCGGAGCUUUUCCCGAACUUAGACAAGGUAGUCUUCUUAGACGAUGAUAUCGUUGUCCAGAGAGACUUGACGCCACUUUGGGAUGUUGACCUUGGUGGUAAGGUCAAUGGAGCAGUAGAAACUUGCCGGGGUGAAGAUGAAUGGGUGAUGUCAAAGCGUUUAAGGAACUACUUCAAUUUCUCUCACCCGCUCAUCGCAAAGCAUUUAGAUCCUGAAGAAUGCGCUUGGGCAUAUGGUAUGAAUGUCUUCGAUCUACAAACCUGGAGGAAGACAAAUAUCAGAGAAACGUAUCACUCAUGGCUUAGAGAGAAUCUAAAGUCGAAUCUGACAAUGUGGAAGCUUGGAACCUUGCCUCCAGCUCUUAUCGCGUUUAAGGGCCAUGUUCAUAUAAUAGACUCGUCAUGGCAUAUGCUUGGGUUAGGCUAUCAGAACAAGACCAACAUAGAAAAUGUCAGGAAAGCUGCAGUGAUCCACUACAAUGGCCAGUCAAAGCCAUGGCUCGAGAUUGGUUUCGAGCAUCUCCGGCCAUUCUGGACGAAAUACGUCAACUACUCGAAUGAUUUCAUCAAGAACUGUCACAUCUUGGAGUAGCAAAACCGAAACUUUCAGAUGGUAUUGAAGGUACAACGGGUGUAAAAGACAGAGGAAGAGAUUAGGAAGUAAAAAAGCAGAGAUUAAAGACGAGCACUGCAGAUUUUACUCACAGUUUAAAGAUUCAGAAAUUUAGUUUGCCACAUACAUAAGAAACUUGUUGCAGCGAAGGGGAAAAGCUGCAUAAGAGAAAGAGAGAUAAAGAUUCAUUCUUCUGUAAAAUAGAAGGUAUCCUUUUUGAAAUUCUUUUGGUUUCGAUUGGGAGACUCCAAUUCUUGAAUCUUUUAUAAGGAUGGGAAAGAUUGGAUUUUUUUUUUUUGGUUUAUUAAGGGGUCAUGACCAAAAAGGCCAGUUGUUGAUAAUUGAAGAACAGAACAAUUAUACAUUUGUUGCAUUUGUUCCA